Molecule: messenger RNA, 1455 nt
Organism: Durio zibethinus
Lineage: Eukaryota; Viridiplantae; Streptophyta; Magnoliopsida; Malvales; Malvaceae
Source: RefSeq, a predicted model, not a curated record
UUAUUAAGAAUAAGAGAAAUGUAGCCUAUGUAAUUACAAAGCAAAGAGCCGAUGAAAAACAAUCGAAUUAUGUUACCAAAUGCCACCAUACGCGGAUAAAAAUAAUAUAUUGUUAAAUAAACUCAAACGGUUUAUCAUUUAUGUUGGUGGCGCAAGUAGCUGAAGUUGUAUAAAAAAAAAAAAGGAAAGAACAAAAUCAAAAGGGAAUAGAAAAAUCCCCAAGCAGCAGCAAAAAACGAAAAAAAAAAAAAAAAAAAGGAAAUUGAAGAAUGGGCGUUGAUUAUUACAAGAUUCUUCAGGUCGACCGGAAUGCAAAAGAUGAAGAUUUGAAGAAAGCGUAUCGCAAACUGGCCAUGAAGUGGCAUCCCGAUAAAAACCCUAACAACAAGAAAGAAGCUGAAGCCAAAUUUAAGCAAAUCUCCGAAGCUUAUGAUGUUUUGAGUGAUCCCCAAAAGCGUGCGGUUUAUGAUCAGUACGGUGAAGAAGGGUUAAAAGGCCAGAUGCCUCCUCCGGGGGCGGGAGGAUUUCAAGGUGGGGCGGACGGGGGUCCGACGAUGUUCCGGUUCAAUACUCGGAGCCCCGACGAUAUUUUCUCGGAGUUUUUCGGGUUUUCGAGUCCGUUUGGCGGGAUGGGUGAUAUGGGUGGGUCACGUGCGGGGCCGUCGGGGUUCCCCAGGGGUAUGUUUGGGGAAGAUAUAUUUGGCUCCUUUAGGGGUGCUUCUGGAGAGGGUUCUACAACCAUGCCCCGAAAAGGACCCGCUAUUGAACGAACAUUGCCUUGCAACUUGGAGGAUUUGUAUAAGGGGACUACCAAGAAGAUGAAGAUUUCUAGGGAUGUUACUGAUGGUAGCGGGAGGCCUACUACGGUGGAGGAAAUUCUUACUAUUGAGAUUAAGCCAGGGUGGAAAAAAGGUACUAAAAUCACUUUUCCAGAAAAGGGAAAUGAGCAACGAGGGGUUAUUCCUUCUGACCUUGUAUUCAUCAUUGAUGAGAAGCCUCACAGUGUGUUCAAGAGGGAUGGAAAUGAUCUUAUUGUUACUCAGAAGAUAUCUCUAGUGGAAGCUCUAACUGGUUAUACAGCGCAGCUGACAACACUCGAUGGACGGAAUCUGACAGUACCUAUUAACAAUAUCAUCAGUCCGACCUAUGAAGAAGUUGUUAAAGGGGAGGGAAUGCCAAUUCCCAAGGAACCUUCUAAGAAAGGAAAUUUGAGAAUUAAAUUCAACAUCAAGUUCCCUACCAAGCUUACAACAGAGCAGAAAACUGGCCUGAAGCGGUUAAUAUCGUCUCCCUAAUAAUAGUUGGUAGCCCUUGCUACUAUCAGCCAACUUGUGUAAGUUCACAUUUGUUUUUAUUUCUUUUGUUUUUUUCUUGGAAGGAAAUUCAUAUGUUGCUGAACUGGGUUUACAUAACAGUUAUCUAGGAGUUUAUGAAUUAUUAUCAUAUAUUUUGUUU